AACAGGAGCCACACGAUGAGUUGUGGAUGAGAGGAGGCAGUUAGAAAGAGAGAGAGAAGGCAACACAGCUACACAUGCAUGCAUGUACACACACAUUGGAGCUUGGAGUGACCAUGCAGCGUACAAGGACUUCAAGAUGAUGACAGAUGAACAUUGACUCAUGGAAGAAAUGAGGAGAUCAGAGAGAAGAGAUUAAUCUUGUGCUUUCUGCUUAAGUCGCUGGAGGCCCAUUGAUCCAGACUAGAGCACAAUGUCAUUGUGUCACAGACUGCACAGAUAAGGAGCAGCCCACUGAACCAGCCACGCUGGCACCAUGGCAGGAGAGACUAAACGGACAUAUGCCGGCAAAGAACUGGAUACAGAGUCCAACCAGCAAGAAAAUGGGCCAGCAAGAGAGCAGUUCAAUGAGAAAGCAUUGAAAGGGUCCCCUGAGCACUUUCAGAAUGUGAGUCUGGAGCCACAGACUGUUAACAAUGGUGCUAAGUUUGUAGAAAAGGAGAGAGAAAACACUCAGCAGCGUGAGGCUGUUAUCCGGCCACAACAAGCGGGAAAAAUUGAUUUCAAGUCACUGCAGAAUCAUUCCAAGUUCACUAGUGACAGAACAUGGCCUAGCGGGAAGGGCAGCCCUCAGUCCCCCAAUGGGAAGAGUCGUAAUCGGGAUAAGGCGAAAAAGUCUGGAAAAGGAGAGCGUGGUAACCCACAGCAGCUGUACAGACUGAGUAUUACAAAUCCACGCUCCAAUCCUACAAUUGGAAUAGCCUAUCCACAGCAGAAGGUUUCACCUCCCAAAAAGCUGGAGGCCAGCCGAGGCCCUGUCUCAGGCAGCUACAGGUUUCAUGUGCCAAGUAUCCCAGAGCGAGAGGCUGAACUGCAACAGGAGGAGCUCACCUACAACCGCUGCUUCCAGGAGGGUUCCUCCAACCUCACCUCCCCAAGCUAUACCUCACAACCAGUGGGCUCUGCAGCUGGGGGCCCUGCUCACCAGCACCCACCGCCCACUGCACCGCAGCAUCAGCCUGGUCAAUUGGAGACCAGUAACACGCAACCUGUCAGCCAAAUCCUAUUCUCUGACUUUCAGUUGAGUGGAGCUGACAUGUGGCAGUCUCCUGACAGGACUUUCAGUAACGGUAGUUUUGGGGUCCCAUCACAAAAACCUAACAACGUUAUGGAGGUGAACAAACCAAAUGGGUUUGUUCCUUUGUCAUUUCAGUAUGGGUAUCCAUUGUUAGAUGACGCAGCCUCAGAACCGUUUCCCUGUGAUCAGAACCCACAGUCCCAGGACUUUAUCGAAGCAUCUCUGGGUUCAAACCAAGUGCCCCAAAACGCUUUUUCUUUUCAGUCUUCUGGGGAGGAGCAUGAUGUUGUUCAAAGCAACACACAAUUUAAUAACGAACAGUCAGAAGACAGGCCACCAUACUCUUUACACUCCAAACCACCCCAGUAUGUGCAAACUCCUCAUAGUAUGCCAUCAUCUGUACAUUGCACAAGGACCAUAGGAGAGGAUGUCAGCAGUGGUGAGAGCUCAGUAUCAAACAGUCACCAAACAGAGCAGAAUAAGAGUGGUUUAUCUGAUAAGUCAGACAUUUAUUGUCCAGUUGACACUAGGGAUGCAGGUGUUACUACAGGGGGCAAAAGAGGCUGCCACUCAAAAAACAGUAGUCAGAGAGUUCUUAUUCAAGGCAAUGUCCAUCAUGUCAGAAAUAUUGCACAGGGUCAAAGUUCACAGAUGCACUUUUCAAACAAAGCUUACAGCAGCCCUCCAUCCAAUACCAUCCACAUGGGCACAGCACCUCAUGACAAAAAUAAUAACAAAAGCCACAGUAGGGUAGCACAGCCAUGGGAUGGGCCCAACAAGACCUUCCCAUCACCCAUGGACCAGAAUUCCACCCCAUACCCAGUUCAGUGCCAAACUCCCCUUGAGCAAAGACAAACCACAGGAAUUAACAGCCGCAUGCCAUGGCAGCAGAUACACCUCACUUCAGCCAUGCCGAACCAAAACAGGAUUGAGCUUUCCAGGCAACUUAGUAAUCAGCAGCUGACUUUUCUGUUAGCUCCCUCUGACUGGCAAGAAGAUAGUAAGUCUCAAAAAAGUAACAGUCAGAAAAGCUCCAACAAUUUUCCCAGCAAAAGGCCCAGUGAGCCUUUCUCAAACCUAAGGCCGGACAGUGUCAAACAGGGCUGUAGUACAAUAGCACCAUGUCAGUUUACAAAUAAAAUGGAAUCAAGCCAAGGCCAGGUUACUGAUGCCAAAAAUAAGUCAUUAUAUUUUGGCAUAAACCAACCAGUUCAUGGGUCAGCAUCAAGGAACCCCAGCUACCCCCCAUUACAGGUCCCAACCAUGGGACUGAUGAUGGUGUCUCCAUAUGAUUCACCUUCACAUUCACCCAUUCAGAAUCCAGCAUCUAGCAGCACAUGUUCUUCCCUUUCACCAGAAUCUACUAGUCCCGUCAACAGUGGCUCUGAUGACAGCCAAAACUCAAAGGUCCCUCCGCCUCAGUUUUAUCACCAGCACCAGAGUAAGGCAUCCUCUGACAGCUUGAACUCUAAUCAGCAUCACUUCCAUUCUGAGGUCUCCCGCACUCUGCACUACAACCAAGAAAGAGCCAAAGAGAAUAUUUUGAGCUUUUCAUCAAAUAUCAGACAUCCAAAGCCUAACAUGGAAAGUGGGAAAGUUUGUAUGGACAGUUAUGGUAUGGAGCACCAUCCCCCUCCUCCAUAUUCAGCUCACCAACUACUAGCCAGUUCAUUAGCCACAGCAAAUCUUGACCAACUGGACGUGCUUCUCACAUGCAAACAGUGUGAUCAAAAUUUUAAUAACCUGACUUCAUUUCUUGAUCAUAAACAAUACUGUGGACAGCAUACAUUUGCACAAAAUGACUUCAAAGAUGUUCGCAAAGUGGAAGACACAAGAAAAUUUCAUACAGACCAUGCAAAAGCAAUUACAUCUGGUACCAGUUUUGCCAUGUCAAGAAGUUCAUCUGAUUUGCAUCUGUCCCUGCUAGGACUUAACAAGAAUGGAGAGAUAAUGUCAGACAGUGAACCCAAGGUAGAUGCGAAAGAAGAUCCUAUGAAACUCAUGCUACCAUCUGCACCACUCCCUGAUUUGGAGAUGGAAGAUGCCAAGUUAGACAGCCUCAUCACAGAAGCCUUGAAUGGUCUGGGUUAUCAGUCAGACAAUGCAGAGAUUGAUAGUAGCUUCAUUGAUGCAUUUGUUGAUGAUGAGAUCACCACUACAAAAUGUUCUUCUAAUAGACAGACUCUAAAAACCAAAGACUCCAUAGUGUUUGAAAGCAGAAGUAAGCAUGAAUUUACAUCCAGUGAGAAAUCAUUAACACAGGGGAAGUAUUCAUUUGACUCAGACUUAGACUGCCUCACUUCCGACAGCAAACAUGCUGACGUUAUCCACAAAGAAAAUAAUCUGGAUUCAGAGGCACAUGAGAAAAGCACCAAAGAGGAAACCUCUCUUAUGAAGAGAGAAUGCACCUCAGAUGAGUCUGUCACACAUUCAGAAUGGGUUAAAGAAACACGCAAGUCAGACAAGAUAGCAGAAGAAAGUGAGCAUGGUCCCAGAUUUCUCCUAUCCAGAAAAUUUUCAGAAAGAUGUGGACUCAAAAGUUUGCAAGGCAGCACCCCAAUAGUUAAAACAACUAUUCCUCAAUCUCCUUCAGCCACUAGGAGUCCAACAUCUCAGAGGCCAGCGAUGAGAGAUGGGAAAAGGAAAAGGGCCAGUGGAGGGAGUUGGAGUAAGGAGCUCAUUCACAAAAUAGUCCAGCAGAAAAACAAGCUGCACAAGCUCCAUGUGAAAGGCACUAAGAACAUGCAGUUUUCACUGGUGAUGGAGAGGGUGACACCCACAGUACAGAACCCUACAUUCAGGGAGUAUGAUUAUGUGUCUGAUUCAGACGAGGACUGUGAGCCAGUGAAAAUAGCCAGCCAGGGAUGUCUUAGCCAGAGCAUCCGUUGCAAAUACACAUACACAAAAGAAUGUAAGGGGAGGAUAAGAGCGGAUAGGAACAGGGAAAGUCAAUGGAAGCAGGACAAGAUAGAGAGCUUUGAAUCCAAGAAAUCUGAGGCUGUCUCUCCAUCUUCAAUAAAAGAAACCUCUGGUCACCAGAGAGUGCGAAGACGAAGCAGCAGAUCCUCCACCAGUAGUGAAAUCAGCACAUCUGUGAGCAUCUCCAGUGAGAGCAUCGGCAGCCCUAAAAGCAUUGAUCGCACAGAUUCAGACUGUGAGAAAAGAAUGGAGAUAAGAAAAAAAGACCAGGACUCCUGUGAGCAGGAGAUAUCUCCACAAAGGAUACUAAAAGAGUCCAGCACAUCAUUAGCUUUGACCUUCACCAAAAACACAAAACAUUACAGCACUGACAAGAUUCUACUCUCAGAACUCAAAGACAGCUACACUACUUCAAAGUGUUCAAAUGUCAUCAGCACAUCAGAAGAGACUGCAUCAGAACAUACCCUGACUAAAAGUACUGUUAGCCUUUCCAGGUUCAAAACCACCAGAGUAGAGGUAGAGGAACAAAUGGACCACUACGGCUGUGAAAUAGGCGUUACUGCAGGCACAGAAGAGCCCACACCACUCAGAAAGGAAUAUAAAGAUUACAUAAAAGCUAGCACGCACCUCAGAAGACCUGGUGUAACACUGAACCCAUUGAAGACCAAAAACGACAAGGAGACAAACCAACUCUGUAAAAUCAAAAGAGAUAACAAUGAGUUUUCAAAAGAAAAAUCACCCAAGAAGAGAGAGAGCCAGAAGACUCAUCAAGAUUCAGACUCUUCAUCAGCUACCCUUGACAGCACCAGUAAUAUUUCCUCAGUCAAAGAAACAAAGACUGGUUCAAGUGCCUUAUUCUCUGAACCACCAUCACUUUGCAGUUCACUCAUGGACGAUGUUUGUGGAUCUCCUGCUAAACUUCAUGAUGCAUCCCCACAGAAGGACAGAAACUGUCUUAUGCCUUAUUCUUUAGAACAUGAGCAGAGUCUUAUGAAGUCACCCCUUUCAUUUGACACAUCAUCAAUGUUUGGUGACCUCACAGUAGGUGGAUUUGACAACAACCUUUAUCCAGAUAUUCAGCUAACCAAAGAGGGUUUUGGACCUAUAGAGACCACAGCAGACAAGAAAGAGCUCUUUGAGUCAUCCUUUUCUCCACUGUUAGAGCAGAGAGACUGGAGCCUGAUAGAAGAUGUGACUCCUGAGCUACCAGAUGAGAUUUCACAGUACAAAGAGGAUUCAGAUAUAACAAAUGAUAAAAAGACCAGUUUUAACCAAAUCCCUUUCGCACUGCCAGAGAAAAUAAUGGACUACCAUCCAAAUCUCAACAGCUGUGUCUCUGAAGAUGAGCUUGAGAUAAAGAGAAUUGUGACAGAGCUUGAGAGCCAGCUCCAGACAGCUAAGCCCUCUCCACUUGACAAUGAGACACCAAAACAUCUAACCAUGAGUAAAUUUUCACCAUUGAGGCUAGGUCAUGAAAGUGAAAGUGAACAGAGUAGCUUGGAUGUGGUUUGCUCAUCAGAAAGCUUAGCCCUUGCUGCACCACCAGACUCUCAUCCAGAGCUUUUCUCUGAACCUGACCUGCCGUGGUCCAGUCCAGUCCAGUUUGGGUUAAUGGGUGGACAGCAGUGUCUUCACACACCAACGCACUCCACUGUGGCAGAUACUCCAAUUAAUUUAGACCAAGAGAAAUUAGAUUCAAGGGAUGGCACAGACCUAAAAGAUGUAUCCACAGAGAAACAACCAGCACUAAACAAUGAAGAGAAAACUGAGAGCGAAGAUUCUCAGGGCACAACUACAGACAAAUCAGAAGAAAUGAUUGAGCAUGAAAUAUACACAGAAAACCUCAUGAAAAGCCUAGAAGUGAUGUCAGAUUCUUUGUCUUCAGGCCUGGAAUCUUCUCGUUCACCUAUUCAUGAAAAAGAUUGCAGUGCUGCUAAAGAGCAAGAAAUAGAUGAUGAGAAGAUAGAACCCUCAAAUGAGACUGCAAGAGUGGAUGCUAGAAACUGCUCAUUAGAUCUCAACAAAAAACUCAUGGAACAUCCUCACAAUCUUAUAAUGCAUGACAUUUGUGAGUCAAAGUUAGAUGACACCUUAGUCACAGAGGAAAGCAUCAGUGUUGCUGAGGACAGUGAUCUCUUUCUGCAAGUUGAAAGUACACAUUUGAAAGAGCUACAAUCUGAUAAGAGAACUUGUGAAAGUGCUUCAGCCAAAGAUUGUGAAGAGUCAUCAAACACAAUCAACCUAUCAAAAUCACCAGUUAUAUUUGAACACAAGAGCUGUGAACAAUCUGUCAGCCAUGUAGCGACAGGGGGAGUUAGUCCUGAAUCACAAGUUAGCGAAGACCUCAAUUCAAAGAGUCUUCCCAACAAUCCAAAUGUUCCUCAAACACUCUCAGAUGAACUGAAAGAGGACAGCACUGUGUGUCUUAAUCAAGACAGCAGCCAAGAAGAAAAGAUUUUCCUAGAAUGUAAUGCUACAGAAGAUGAUAAGGAAAUGCUUGACUCUGCCUCACCAAAGCAUAACAUUCAAGACUGUGAGAAUGAAACUGACAAAAUAGAGGCAGCAAAAACCAACCUAGACCUAGAGAAUUGUCAAGUACUUGACGGUAUUGAAUCUCCCUACAGUAGGGAUGUUCACUUACAUGAGACCCAGGAAAGUGACAGAGACAAAGUGAUUCCUCAUGAGCAACCACAAAUGGAGACCAAUGAUCAAUGCUGUGAACCCACUUCAUAUGUGACUUCUUCUCCUAAACAUCCAUCUUGUGGAGAGCAUGUACAGCGUAUGGAUGAGGACUCUAAAGCAGAACUUUUGCCACCAAUAAGUCCAUCACCACUGGCUCCUCUACACAUUUCCUCAAAGAGUGCUACUGUGCAUGUACACAAGAGUCCAUUAACAGUUUGUUGGACUGAUAUUGGCAUGAUUACUCCUGUUUUAAUGGAAGACAGAACAAGCCUCAAAAGAGAAAGUGCUGAAAACGUAGAUGUUGGCAGGCCAUUGGAUUAUUGUGAGUCAUCAGCCACAACAACAGAGAUUAAUAACUCUUUUGCUCCCAAUCUGGAUUUUGCAGGAACCACAGAAAGCAAAAUCUCUAGCUCAGGAACAAUUUUGGCUGUGGACAGCAUCUCCAAACAAGCUUUCAGUGAAGCAAGUGAGAAGUCUGAAGUAUUGGAAGUUACCCAAAAUAAAGACACACUGUAUGAGUUUAAACUAAGCCCACUGAAUUACAGUGAAAGACAUUUUAGUGACUGUAGUUCUAAAACUAUAAAUAACGAAACAGACGUUCAACCCAACAUAAAGACAAGCCCAAAAGACAGCCUUGACUUUAGCAGUUGUGGACUGACUCUCAAUACACAGUUGUCUUCAAAUUGCCGUCUCAGUCCAAUACAUGUUCAAAAUGAGCUUGAAUUAACAACUCAAGAUCAUUUGGUCAAACUCAACAUACCACAUUUUCAUGACACAACUAGCCAAAAUGAAAAGUACUCUUAUAUUUCACCUACUCACCAUCUCCAAGGAGAUAAUACAGAACAGCUCUCAAAAAUUCCCCAAGGUGAUUUGAACACUUGUCCUGUACCCCUUGAAACUAUUGAUUACAUGGACUUGCACAUUAACCUGCUGAAGAAGGCAGAUGCUGAAAAUGCAGACAGUCAAAUAAACCCUUUUAAGACUGACACCCUGCCUCAGAUGCCCAGUAUGCCCAGUAUUCAGGAAACAGUCAAUUCUAAAGAACAACUACCAACAGUCUCUGUAAGUCUCCCAAAUGUGCCUACUCCAAUGACGGGACAAUGCACUAAGCAGUCAGACAUAAAAUCCUCACCCAAAAAAGGUGGUGCACACAAUGCAGUUCAAGGCAAAUUUCAAUGUGAAAUAUGUUUCAUGUUCUUCCGCACUGUACCUGGACUUAAGAGACACAAAGCCAUGAAGCACACAGUGAAAGCUGAAGGCAUCACAGUUCAAAACCCAACCUUGAGCAACCAAGGGUUUGUGCCUGUUUACCAAGUGCCACAGUCAGUGGACAAGGAGCUGAAAAACAGCUUUGGGAUCCUUGAUCCAGUAGUCUUGCUGCACCCAGACAGAGAUGGUGUGCCUAUAAGACAUGGAGAUCAAGUACUUUUGCCUGCAGUUUUUGAAGGCACAGCAAAUGAAUCAAAUGUUUCAAAAAAUAUAAACAGUAAGGACAAGGAUGAUGAGCCUCCAGUAACUGAGAAAGCAAAGAAAAAUAGCAAAGUGAAAAAGAGCAAGAGCAUGGAUAUCAACAGUGGAGGAUUAACUCCUGAACUGAUGAAGCGAGACACUUUCUCAGAUGAGUUACUCAGUAUACUUAAAACUGACAUCCUACAGGCUAUUUCUCCAGAUUUCCCCACAAUGGCACAACCAGAGUGCCACAGGUCACCUGAAAAACAAAGCACAACUAACAGUUCCAGUUGUGAAGAGGUCAAAGGAACAGAAGAGCAUCAGGGUAUGGAAAGUGCUUGUGGUGAUGAGCAAGAGAUUGCAACCAUGUUCACCAAGCACCCUGAACUGUACAACAAUGGAGCUGAAGAAGAAGACACAACAGCAAAGGCAGAAAGUUGCACAAUGCAAGAGACAGUAGAAAACAAUGGGCAGACGAAUCCUGCCAUUUGUAAGGAAUAUGCAGAUACCAAGGGACUUCUUGAUGUGAAAGAAAUCUGUGAUCCAUGUGAAGAUCCUGUAGUUGCUAUUAAAUGUGAGUCAACCACAGAUGAAAAUGAUGCCCACUCUGAGGGUUAUAAAGAUCAUUCAUUAAGUCCUGGUGGGCUGGGUCCUGAUCUCAAAGCUCUCUUUGAUGAUGAAAGCACAUUCUCCCAAUUAUUCCCAAGGAAUGAUGACAGGAAAAGGAAAAAGUGUGCACGUGUUUAUGGGAAAAGUAACAAAAAGCUGAAACAAAUGCCCAGUUUAAUCUCAGAAUUUACUGGCCCCACCAUGUUUCUUGAUAAGAAUGAGGAGAAUAAGGACAAAACAGACAACAUGUUUGUCAGUAAUCUGAAUGAGCAUUGUGAAUAUGAAACAAUAUCACUUGAUGAUGCUAAGAUGCUUGAGAUGUGCCAUAAGAGCACACUCAAAAGUUCUGCUGAGAAUAGUGUCCCAAUAGAUGCCUUAACAGAUCAUCAAGCAGACUACGAAGACACUCCAGAGGUUAGCAUUAGGACUUUUUAUGCCAGACAGAAGGCACAUUUAGGAAAACUUGUGCAUUUAGAUGGAUCUGAAGACUCAUGUACAGAGAAAGCAGGGUCUUCAGGUACACAGGGAGAUUGUAAAGCUGAGAUUCCCACAAGGCCUACCCCUCUGGAAUUAGUCUGCAUGCAAGAUAAUGUCAUUCGCCAUCCAAGCAUUGACAUUCAGAAUCUUAACACUACAUUCCAGCUCCCUGAAAUCCAGUUCUUUGAGCCUGGAAGGGACAUUUCUUUGGUUGAGGAUAUUGCAAGCAACAAUAUUGAGAUCAAAGAGCCUGAAAAAUCUCCCAAGAAACCCAUAGAACGCAAGGGUAGGAAACGCAUUGAAACUGGGCUGAAGCCCAAGGAUAAACAAUACAAAUGCAAAGUGUGUUUCACAUGGUUUCUCACCUUGGGUGAGCUAGACUUCCACAAGCUUUCUCACAAUCCUUCACCUCCUCCCACUUGUUAUAUGUGUGUCCAGCGCAAAUUUAGCUCACGUGAACAGCUUCGAGACCAUCUAAGAGAGAAGCAUGCCAAGAAUAAAGCAGGUGUCUGGACUUGUGGCAUGUGCUUAAAGGAGAUCUCAGAUGUCUGGAUGUACAAUGAGCAUCUCCGUGAACAUGCCACACAGUUCGCUCGAAAGGGUCAGUCUCAAAGUUCUCUGCUGGACAUGCCAGGCUGCUUAAUGCAGGAGAAUGCUGUCAAAAACUUUAUCUCUUCAAUAAUGCAGCAUCGGUCUAACAAGUCUGUGAAAGGAGAGAAUGGCAAAUCAUCCAAGGAAGAGAGAAAGGCUUCUGUAGAUGUCCCUGGUGUAGAGCAAAAGUCCUCCGAUGUAUGCGAGUCUCCAACUGUAAAGACUAAACUAAGCACAGGGGGAGGGAGCAAACAUAGCACACUAACACCACUUGAAGUCCUACACAAAGCAGAGACUACAUCAAAAAAUGUUGAAAUGCAUCCCAAUUGCAAAGAUCCCUCAAGAGACUGUCAUCACUGUGGCAAGCAGUUUCCAAAACCAUUUAAGCUCCAACGCCAUCUGGUGGUUCACAGCUUGCAGAAGAUUUUCAUGUGCCACAAAUGUCCGGUGUCGUAUCAGGAAGCUAAAGAGCUACGAGAUCAUCUGAAAAAUGAGCAUGAAGAAGUGGAUGAACUUGAUUCAAAGCACACCACACUGUAUACCUGUGAGCUAUGUGCUGAUGUUAUGCAUGUAAUUAAGAAGUCUUUCAUCUGCAGUACCUGCAACUACACCUUCUCUAAGAAAGAACAGUUUGACCGUCAUAUGGAGAAACAUCUGGCUGGAGGGAACAAGAUCUUUAAGUUUAGGGGGGUUGGAAGACCUUGCAAGCCCCUCAAAUCAAAGGAUGACGAAUUUGAUAUCCCACCAAACAAGAGAAGGAAGUUGCUUAGUGAGAGUUCACAAGACAAUAGCUUGGACAGUGGCAUUGCCAGCAUUGGAUCUAUACAUUUAAACCAGUCUACUGACACACAGGGUCUGAAACCAAUUGUGGAAGACCUUCCACACAACAGCACUGACAAACAGUCCACUGAGACAAAUAAUACAAGUGUGAAAAUUGAGGAUGAGCCAGAGGAUGUUUCUGAGGCUCUGGAAGAGCUGGGGCCAUGUCAUCCCCAAAUGGAUUCUAAUGAGCACACCAUUUCCACAACAUCUAUGCCCAAGGAGGAAGAUAAUGUAGACACUCAUACACAUGAACUCCAAGGCAUAGACACCAGAGAAGUUGGUACAGACAACAGGAGCUCUCUGGCUGAGACCUGUAAUGUCAAAAUUGAGGAGGAAUGUGGAGCGAUUCAGACCACAUUACCAAUGCCAAUUUCAAAUGAGACUAGUGUUGAGGAGAUCAGCGUGAAAGAAUGCUCAGGUCUUGAAAAUGCAGAUGAGAUGAUGGAGGUUGAAGAUUCAGAUCUGUGCAACUUGCAAAAUUCUGAUCAAACAAAUAAAAGCCUGAAAAGCCAGAAGAUAGAAGGUCCCUUGCCUAAUGAGGACGACCAUCUUGAACUUCUCAAACAGCCAUCACUGUCCAAUCAGAUGGACCAGCAGAAGCAGGACCAGAUAAACGAGCAUUCGUCCCUUGACAGAAACGGAAGUGAGAAAGACACAAACGAUGUAGAACAACCCACCUGCGACCUGGUUAAGGACAAAAUUUCUUAUAAGCCAUCUGAAAACAUUAAACAAUGUCUUGACAACAGUCCCAGGUCAGGAAACCUUGGAACCAGUGACAGUGCAGGUGUAAAUCAUGCCAAGAUUCCUCUCAGCUCCAUUAUGGUUGAAGACAAGGACUCCAUAAAACAGAAAAAAAGGAAAGAUCUGAAGACGACACAAAGCUCUCAGCGGACAGCAUCCCCUGCUACGCGGGAGAAUCUUGGCAUUGACCCAAAGGUCAAAAAGAAGUUUCGACCAAACAAAUGUGAGAGUGUAUCUGGUCAAUGGAAAGCUGAUGUCUGUGGUAACUAUCCUGUGCUCACAUCAGUAAAAGAUGACGCAGUCAGUAACAAAAUAGUCACCAAGCACAAAAUAGGAACUCUGGGCCUACAACCAAAAAGAGGCCCUCUUGACAGUUUUCCACCAAAGAAAGGAGAACUCGUCCGUCAUUUGAAUGGGGAUUGCAGAGGGAAAAAGGGUGUGCCUGGGAGACCCAUCCAUUCUCCCACUUCCAAGGUGUCAGUAGCCUCCUUGAACAAUUCAUUUAAUAAAUCCCGGCCCAAGCCAGGGGUUAAGUCUGUGGAGACUCAUUCGUAUCGUACUGCAGAGUCACAGAACAACCUUCUUAGCCAGCUAUUUGGCCAAAGACUCACUGGUUUUAAGAUUCCAUUAAGGAAAGACACUUCUGAAUCCAUUAACUGAGAAUGAAAUGGAUGCUACUAAAGAGGGGGGAACAGAGUUUUCCACUAGUCAAAUGAUCAAGAUGAUUUUUAAACAAGACUGAGAUUGUAUGACCCUCCUCUGUGAAAUGGUUUCACUUCUUAAUAAGUCACUUUAUUACUUUGUAUCUUCUUGUAAAUGUUUUCACAUUAAUGUGAGGACCAGUGAUAAAGACAAGUUUAUAAAUAUGAAAUGAAAUUGCUGGUGGCCAGCAACCUUUAUACAAAUAACUUUAUUUUCUCUAUUUUGAAGUCAUGUUAUAGAGACUGUAUUUCAUGAAAAAAGAAAAGGUUUGGAAAAAAAAGGUUACUUGAAAGAUAGCUGAGAUUUUUUUUUUCAAAUUAUGCAUGACACUUUUACAUUCAACAUGUGUUCAUAAAUAGUUUUGUUUCUUUGAGCAACAGGACCAAAUGACAUUCCGAUUGUGGAUGUCUAUGUGCCUAUUUUAUACGCUUCUGAGAAUUACUCUUUCAUAUUCUUUUACCUUACUGUAUUGCAGUGACAUUCAAUGUAUUAGCUUUUGUAUAAACAUUAAUUGGUGCUAUUUUAUUUUAUUGUAAUGUGAACACAAAUGUCCUCUAACUGAAGGGAACAUGUAGCGGUUACAUUCAUAAAAUCAUUCUUGCUGGUACUCAAUAAUUUCUGAGGAAAUGAGGAAAAAUACUGUGUAAACUCCACCAUGAAAAGGGUUCAUUUGUCCAAGUGUCCAUUUGGUCUUCUCAGAAGAGGGCAUUAGGAAAGCCUUUUUUUUCCAAGACUAAAUUCAGUUCGAUUUCAUCUGUCCUAUGAACUCAGGUGCUAACAAGGACAAUUCUUGCGCAUGAACCCCUUAUUAGGAAUUCCUCCCAUGCACUGAUGUUACCACACACCAAAUCCACACUCGGUUAUCUAGAUGUCCUCCAAUUGUUUUAUUAUUACUAUUAUUUACUAGAACAAAAAAGGUGCUUUAUCUUGUUUAUAUGUAUCUUAUAUUGUAUUAUAUUGUAGGUAGAUUAUCUUUGGUGCAAUGCAUAAUGUCAAAGUUCUAUUUUAAUAAUGUGCAACAGAUGAAGAGAAUAAGGAAAGGGAAUUGCUUAGCCUAUUGUAGGCUCAUAAGUGGUUCAUAAAGUGCCUCAUAUAAAGGUUAUUAAAAAUCUUCAUUGUCUUCCU
Molecule: messenger RNA, 13192 nt
Organism: Colossoma macropomum (tambaqui)
Lineage: Eukaryota; Metazoa; Chordata; Actinopteri; Characiformes; Serrasalmidae
Product: zinc finger protein 469
Source: RefSeq, a predicted model, not a curated record